This is a messenger RNA of Sphaerulina musiva SO2202, 3754 nucleotides long. RefSeq lists its product as uncharacterized. Lineage: Eukaryota; Fungi; Ascomycota; Dothideomycetes; Mycosphaerellales; Mycosphaerellaceae. Bases 164 to 712 code for a protein of 182 amino acids. The transcript is spliced from 4 exons. The record is from RefSeq and is a predicted model, not a curated record.
AUUACCUUAUUCAGAUGAACACACAAAUUCCAUGCUGAACUUGUCUCCCACAUAACAUCAUUACAGAGCUUUACCUACCUGUACCCUCUCUACUUCCUGCCUACCUCAAGCCACCUCACUCUCUCCAGUAGAGAAUCCGGUAUCGUUCACGGAUCAGCAGACAAUGAAUACCUUUCAAGCAUACAAUGCGGCAACUUCGGCCUAUCUGGCCCUGCAAGCCGUGCCGCUCCUGCUUUCCCCCAAGCUGAUCGUCAACCUGCUGGCCUCAGAACCACGACUGGUCACCGACGUCGAGACGUACAUGCUGCGCGCGCUCGGCUUUGCACUCCUCACACUCUCCGUCUUCACAUUGAUCCUGACAGGCCUGCUGCCUGUAGCGCCCUUAUCCAGCGCCGACAAGGGCGCCGACAACCCCUAUGCCUCCCCGACUGCCAUCACCGCAACCUUCUAUCACGGGCUCUCAGCCUUCUACCUCUAUGCGCAAGUCACACGCUAUGGCUUCAGCUUCGGCUUCGGCACCGGCAUGAUGCUCUCUGCAGCACUGUUUUGCGGUGGAGUCUUCACUUGUUUGUUUGGGAAUGAGCGGAGCAGAGUCAGCAAGACAACGGGAGCUGACAAGAGAACGUCGAAUUAUCCAUUCACAAAUGCAGAAUCUGCCAAGGAAAAGAAAAAGGAUAGUAAGAGGAAGUCUAUGUCGUCGAAGAUCAGAUAAGCGAUAAUGGCGCUAGGAAACCUGCUCCGUCUCAUAUGACACGCAGAAGCCCUGCAGGCUCACCUGCCACUCAAGUGGACAAUCGUACUAAAAAGCCCGUAAUGAUCCCCCAACUCGCCCUUGCACUUUCGUCAGACGUUUCCAAUGACUACCAUGAACCUCAGCUUGCCAUCGCCCUUUCCCUUCAUCUCCAUCCUCUCCCGCUGGGCAUCGUCGGCUCCCUCAUCCACCUUCCUAUCCUCUUCAGGAUCAAGCAAAUUUUCGUCUAGACCCAGUGAUGAGGACUUCCAGCCCCAAGACUGCGAGAAAUUAAACUUGUCCGGCGCGGAUUCGUACACAGAAAGCAUCCGACCCCCUCGACUCGGGCUGUAGAUUUUGAAGUAUGUGCGUAUCGUAGGCCGCGCGUCGACAUAUGGAGGAAGAGUAGGGACGUGGAAACGAGAAGCAGCGGCCGCAAGGCGCUUGGUUUCCGAGUCGGAGCCGGAGUCGUCGCUACUGUGUGGUUCUUGAUGAUGGAAAUUGGGAGUCUUGGAGUGAUCCUUGGUGUUCAUGGAAGGCGAGCUGCUCGUGUCUGUCUGGCUCCGCUUGCGGCUUCUGUAGUCCAUGGGGUUCCUCGACGUGCGCGUGGCGGUCGCAGCAUCGUCGGCAUCGUCAGCACCAGCACUGCCGCUGCUGUCGAACUCAUCUCCAUCAAGACCAUCGGGACCGCCAAUGUUGUUGCGUCGACGUUGACGUCGUUCGCUACGCAAAAUCAUUUCUCGUUCCAAUUGACCAAUUCGUUCGUCAACAUUGCCUUGCGCCAGACCUGCUGUGCCAGCGAUGACUUCUUCGGUUUCGCGCUCUUUGGCUCGAUGGAGGUAGACGCCCAGCUGCUUACUUCUCGAUGAAGCAACUUUCUGGAUGUAGAUGUUCCAAAGGCUGCCGGCAUAGAAGACAGUUCUGCUGUAUACACGCCUCUUGUCUUUAAGCAGCCUCGGGUUCGGAAACUCUGCCGAGAAUCGGAAUGGGGGAAAGUGAGUGUACUUGAGAGUGUUUGAUUCAGGCUGGACAUGCGACGAGUCGAGUGAGAGUGGAGGCCGGGGCGCCGAAGUCACGGCAGCAAAGUCAGCAGCCCACUGCACAUCUUCGGGUUGUAAGGUCGCGCUGAGUCGGCUCGCAUGUCGCUGCAAAUUGGUGUCAUGCGAAGUGGCAAUGAUGGGUUCUGCGUUGCCGCCCAUGACGAUGUUACAAUCCGACGAUGGUAUCCAGAAUUUGCGUGGCCUGCCAUUGCCAUCCCACGAGCCACUGUCGAUAUCCUCGUCGGGUGCUGUCUCUUCGGUGGCUUUACGCUUCCCCUUUGAUUGCUCGGUACCAGAACUUGCGUGUAUAGACAUCGUCGUUUCUCUGGUUGCACCUAGAGUUGCGUCUUCCGUACAUUCGAUGCUGAGACCAAGGUCCAGCUCGACCUCACGCGCGUUCAAGACCUUCUGUCGUAGUUCCAUUUGCUGCCAGAGAGCAUUACUGAUUACCUGAGUACUGGCUACUGGCAAUCCCAAGCAGUCUUUAGCACACUGGAUAUACUGCAGUUGCUCGAAUUCCAAAUGGAGAUAGUGGAUGCCUUCCUCGAGCAGCACCAGCAGUGGUUCAACAUCCGGAUGUGUGUACAGUGAGAUCCAUUUCUGCAGGUUGUCGCCUCUACCAGAGCCACUGUCGCCCCUGCGGUAUACGCCAUCGAAGCGGAUAGCCAUGAUGCUCGCGCUUUCGGGCACUUUUUGCAAUUUUCGCCGACUUCCAGGCUCCAGGAGAUUGGCAGCAACUGCCUGCUGUCUGAGCCUGCGGUCCAACAAUCGUUUGGACAAUACCCAUCGAUCGAACUCGCCGUCUAUGAAGAAGCCAUCGCCCCCUACUAUUUCUCGGGUGAUGUCGCCAGGAAUUCCGUCCCAAUAGCGUAGCGGCAUUUUCCAGCCGUCUCUGCAGAGCAUCGACUUGGCACUAGCAAGGACUUUGUCACCAGCUCUGCCAUAGUAGUUCGAAGUCACGAGCUUGAUCAAGGGCGACAGUGUCUCAGUCGUCAUUUGGCGAAGCAUCGACUCAAUGGCCGAGUCGACGAGAUCCUCCAUCUCCAGCCAACAGCUACAAUAUCAUCCAAGGCAGUUAGCUGAUAUCUCGACAGCGUGAUCAAGAUCAAUGACUCCUCACCCAACACAGAACAAUCCCACUGGAUCUUGCUCCUCUUCGGCCAAGUUGCUGCAUCCGUACAGUCUCUUGAGAGCGAGUUCGAAUGCCGUCUGUGAGAUGGAAGGGUCAAUGUCUUCGGGACACACGGUCAUAGAUUUAGCAUUUGAUUCCAGCCACGGUUCCGACAAUGCACUUGCGAAGAAGGGUGCUCGAUCGAGAAUCAGGCGAUGUAACUUAUACUCGUGUCCAAACGCAUGUACAGUAAUGUCCGAGUGCUUGCCUGAGAGCAAACCUCGACUAUACAGAUGAUCCGGCAAGGCAGCCGCGCGAUCACCGUACAACGAGCGUGUAUAUGGCGAGGGAUAUCGUGGUGGGGUGGCCCAUGAGCCGCUCCUGGAAAGAUCAGGUGAAGUAGUGGCGAACAGUCUGCUCAAAGUGGACAAUGUGGAAGACUCGGCUCUACCGUGCCUGGCUCUGGAGGCGGACGAAGGUGGACUUGUGACAUCGUCGACAUCCUUGACGACAGUGGGCAGCAGAUGGGGACCAACUCGACUGUCAGCGUCGUAUUGCUGAGAGCGGAGGGGCAAAACACUGCUGGCGCCAAAUAUGGAACGAGGGAGACUGUCAUGGCGAUUCUGACUGGACUGAUUGCUGUUGGACGGCGGCAGACGGGCGAAUGACCACGGCUCGCUGGCCACGGCGGUGGAAUUCCCUCUGCCACUGCCGCUGCCACUACCGCUGCCGCUGCCAGCGUCUGGAGAAGACGGCGUGGGGCGGGCGGAGUCUGUACUGUCCAUGGCUGCGGCGGCGACAACUGAGGCUGCGGCGGGAGGCGGCGGCGGCGGCGGCGGCGGCGGCGAUUGCGACAGUGAAACUGAUAAUGCC